Molecule: messenger RNA, 804 nt
Organism: Ictidomys tridecemlineatus (thirteen-lined ground squirrel)
Lineage: Eukaryota; Metazoa; Chordata; Mammalia; Rodentia; Sciuridae
Gene: Mrpl22
Product: mitochondrial ribosomal protein L22
Biological process (GO): translation
Cellular component (GO): ribosome; mitochondrial large ribosomal subunit
Molecular function (GO): structural constituent of ribosome
Source: RefSeq, a predicted model, not a curated record
GGGUGAGGGGCCAAUCCUGAGUAUCGCGCAUGCGCCUCGCCUCGCUGGCCUUUGAACUCCGAGGCUUUCGCCGGGGGAGGGGAAAGAUGGCGGCGGCGGUCCUUGCAGACUUUGGUGCAUCAUGGAUACAGAGCCUGAGGAGCCGGGGGAAGCUGGCCUUGGGGCUGCUUUCAUCUCACAGUGUGUUACCCCAGUCUUCCAUCCACAUAAGUGCUUCACUUGACAUUUCUCGAAAAUGGGAGAAGAAGAAUAAAAUAGUUUAUCCUCCACAACUGCCUGGAGAACCUCGGAGACCAGCAGAAGUCUACCACUGUCGAAGACAAAUAAAAUACAGCAAAGACAAGAUGUGGUAUUUGGCAAAAUUGAUACGAGGAAUGUCCAUUGACCAAGCUUUGGCUCAGUUGGAAUUUAGUGAUAAAAAAGGGGCCCAAAUAAUUAAAGAGGUUCUUUUAGAAGCACAAGAUAUGGCAGUGAGAGACCACAAUGUGGAAUUCAGAUCCAAUUUAUAUAUAGCUCAGUCCACCUCAGGGCGAGGCCAGUGCCUGAAACGCAUCCGUUACCAUGGCAGGGGUCGCUGUGGGAUCAUGGAGAAGGUUUAUUGCCAUUAUUUUGUGAAGCUGGUGGAAGGACCCCCACCUCCACCUGAGGCACCGAAGACAGCAGUCGCCCAUGCCAAGGAGUACAUUCAGGAGCUUCGCAACCGGACCAUCAUUCACACUCUGUGAUGGUGAAAUUCAGACUCCACAGUGUAUAUAUUUUGUCGUUUAUUUUUUAAAAAUAAAAAUUAAAUACAACUGCUUUUUA